Messenger RNA from Cervus elaphus (red deer), 874 nucleotides. Its product is annotated as zinc finger protein 426-like. The coding region runs from base 277 to 552 and encodes 91 amino acids. Gene Ontology annotation, biological process: regulation of DNA-templated transcription. The record is from RefSeq and is a predicted model, not a curated record. The transcript is spliced from 5 exons. NCBI's taxonomy places the organism in Eukaryota, Metazoa, Chordata, Mammalia, Artiodactyla, Cervidae.
UGCUCUGCGUCGAUAUUACAUCUGGCAGCUCAGCGCAGUUAGGAGAGAGGCGGGCUUGUUUGUAAUGCAAUUAAGCGUGUCCUUGGUGAAGCCUAAGUUAAGAGAAGGCUCGGAUACAAGGAGCACGUUAAAGGACAGGAUUGGCCCGAACUUUUGAACUGUCUUCUGGGACAGGCCUGGACUCUCGUCUCGAGUCCACCCGGACCUGAACCCCAGCCAUCAGCGAAGUCGUAGGACCCUUUUUGCCAUCCUGAGGGAAAGAUAGAGGCAGACAGGAUGGUGUCUAAGUGUUUGAGAGAUUGUUCUCAGGACUCAGUGACCUUCGCUGAUGUGGCUGUGUACUUCACCCAGGAAGAGUGGACUUUACUGAACCCCUUUCAGAGAAAGCUAUAUAGAAAUGUGAUGCUGGAAAACUACAAGAACCUGACCACAGCAGGAUAUAAGCAUUCAAACCAAAUCUAUUAUCUUGGUUGGAAAAUAAGAGUUGAAGUCUGUGGAGAGACAGAUCCUCCAAGAUACCAAAAACACCAGGUGGAGAAGUUAACUACAUGAUGACCAGACUGUACCCAGGACUUAAGCAGCUACAAUUCCAGAAACUGACCUCAAAGAUAUGGGAACAAGUACACCCCAGAACUGAAGAUUAACUGUACCUAAAAACAACCAAGAUGAUGCUAGUCAGACCACUGAUGACCAAUUGAAGAUGACUGUUAAAGAUGACUGUGCUGUUUCUGUGUGUACCACCCCCCCCAACUCUGUCUAUAAAAGCUCUCACUCCCUGUUUGUGGAGAGGGGUGUCAGCCUUUGGACAAAUGCCUGCCAUUGUCCCCCCACAGUUUCUGGCAUCUGAAAUAAAGCAAACUUUCCUUUCGACCAA